AGUACUCGCAUGCAUGAUGCAGAGCAUCUCUUCAGUUUACCUGUCGUGUUUCUUAUACUUUGCCAAGAUAUUUUGCACUGCACAUUUAUGUUUAUCAGUUUACAAGGCGGACCACAUUUUUGCUGGUUUUGACUAUUGAAUAUAGGAGUGCAAAUUAGUGCUGCGUGGAAUUCUAACCCCAAGAAAGACCAGAUUGAGAAUGCAAAAUUAAAAGUUCUCAUCAGGAGACAAGAGAGAUGGCUGUGGACGAACUCAGUGACAUUGUCCAAAGAUGUCAAAGAAUUGAAAAUGAUUCCUACUCCUCUGAAGACUACGACAGUUUCCAGUCUGCUGUUAAACAGUGCAUAGAAGAGGGUCACAGUGCACAUGUUUUGAGCAUAAUCAUUGAUGAGGAAAAUAAGGGCAUAGUGAAAUGCAUGGGCUGGAAUCUUGUGGGCCUCCUGGUUGAAGAGGUGUUGAAGAAGGAUGAAAGGAGCCUAUCGCAUAGCCAUGCUAUCCUCACACAUUUACUGAAGACUUGCAGUCCCAAAGAGCUGUUGGUGAGUUUGCUGGAGCAGGUGGAGGCUGCCAGCCAUGAUGUCAUUACAGAAACUCUGAUGCUUCUGCUCAGGCCACUACAAAAAGUGCUGUUGAAGUUUGGCAGUAAGAAGGCCUCCUUCCUGGGCAUGGCGCUGUCCACUGUGAUGACCCAGGUGGCCCAGCUGCCCACCACAGAGGAAGAGGAGGAGGAGGAGGGUACGGAGAGCUUAGGCCAGUGCUGCGCUGAGCUGCUGUGGUUCGUCAAGCCCUUCGUGGAAGAGGUCAAAGCCAACAACAACAAUAGUGGUGGAGUGGGCCGUGAUGAGGAGCUGAAACUGGAACUACUUAAAUUCUGCAUGAAGAGUUUGAAAGAUCCUCUUCUUAUGGUAAAGCUCACCCAGCCGGACCCUCCAGAGGCCGCCUCUUCUUUAUGGGAGUUUGCCUCAGAGAUCUUGGCCAUUCUUUCAGAUAUUGGGGAGUCUCUUCCGGACCUCCUGUGCCAUACGUAUCUGAAGAAGCAUGCGGCCCCUGGCUUCCUGGAGGAGGAGGUGCGCUACCCUAAGGAGUCCCUGGCCAACUUGGCCUACCUGCUGUUCGUACACCAUAUCGCCAUAGAUACGCUGCCCGCAGUUCUGAGCCCGGUAUUCAUUCUGCAGUGCAACAUGGAAUAUAUUGAAUUGCUGCUAAGCAGAACCGAAGAAAUGUAUAUCCAGAAGGGUCUGGACCUGUAUGAAAAAAGUCUGGUCAGAGUGGAGGACUGCAGUUUGCCAGCAGAACUACUUGAGCUGAAAACAUUUGUCAGUGUUCCACAGAAUUUGGUUAAAGUUAUGACUAUGUGUCCUGUUCAUCAUUUGAGGACUAAAGGACUAGCUGUGUUCCAGUUGAGCAUCGUCAAGUUUAACCUUCAGGCCAAAUACAAGUUUUUGAGGUGCAUGUUUAGGACAAGUCACCACUCUGGAGUAGAAGGAGUAAUCAUCAAGAACAUCAGAAAUAUGGUGGAUUUCUCCUUGAGGCCUGGAAACGGCAAUGUUUGGUUCCAAGGGGUCAAUCUGAUGCCUCUGCUGCGUCUGGUGCUGAGCCUGCCACAGGGGGCUGAAACGGACCUGCUGCAAAACCUGGACAGGAUAAUGGAAGCCCUCAACCUUCUGCGGUACCUGUUAAUAAGAGACAAAGAGUGCCACAAUGAGACAGGGAUAUGGACAGAAGUACACACAAUCCACGAUGACUUCAUCAAGCCGCUACGCAUGGGCCUCAACAUGUCCAAGGCUCACUAUGAAGCAGAGCUGAAAACCCUCGGUACAAACAAAGAACACCGCCCCCAACUUCCCUGCACGGUAACUGUGGGAAAUGAUAAUCUACCAAACCUCACACCCCAAAUGCAGCUGGAGGCCUUCUACUCUGCCCUGUCCACAUUUGACUUGAUUGAGAGCGUCUUGGGGAGAGUGGAGGAAGUGAUGGAGGCCAAGUCUCAAACUGUGUGAAUGUCUUUUCUCUGUCCACCAUUAUGGUCAAACACCUUGUUUCCUGUUGAUUCUAGAAGUCAAGUUACUCACCAAUCUAUUCAAAUGAUGUUU
Messenger RNA from Engraulis encrasicolus (European anchovy), 2093 nucleotides. It is a transcript of the gene glmna, whose product is annotated as glomulin, FKBP associated protein a. The transcript has 19 exons. The record is from RefSeq and is a predicted model, not a curated record. Gene Ontology annotation, molecular function: ubiquitin-protein transferase inhibitor activity. Bases 237 to 2000 code for a protein of 587 amino acids. Gene Ontology annotation, cellular component: cytoplasm. NCBI's taxonomy places the organism in Eukaryota, Metazoa, Chordata, Actinopteri, Clupeiformes, Engraulidae.